AUGGAGAGAUGCGUUGGCAAAAAUGAGGACAACAUUCGAAGUUGUGAAAAUUUUGGCAACGGAUUUGUUGCCAUUGGCCAAGACAAAAAAUCUUUCAACAAUUACCAAUGUUGGGAGGUUAUGAAAAAUUGUCCGAGAUUCAAAAUUAUUGUCACGGGCCCGACCAUUGUGUUGAAUGUGACGCCGCUCCACGAUUCGUCGGCAUUGAAUUCGCCAUUGGAGUCCCCGAUGAAUGAAGACUCACCAAUCCAAAGGAAGCUGAUGCCUAUUGGAAGAAAGGCCGCAAAGGCCAAGAUAAGGAGUAAUUCGAUCAUUGACUGUGCAAAAUUUUUGGAGAAAAUUGCUCUGAACGGCACAAUGAGAAUUAACAGAGACAUGAAAAAAGAUGAGGAUGAGAAGGUAACAUAUGAAGCAUGUGCAAGAGAAAUGGAAUAG
Molecule: messenger RNA, 435 nt
Organism: Prunus armeniaca (apricot)
Lineage: Eukaryota; Viridiplantae; Streptophyta; Magnoliopsida; Rosales; Rosaceae
Source: the annotation of a GenBank genome assembly